CCUUUCUUUAUUAUUCCAGCCUUUAACACCGUAGAGUAAUAUUUAAACACUAGAACCUUUAUUUUACUUCCAGAUAAAUCAGAAUUGAAGCUCUGAGCAGCAGGUUUUCAGCUCUCUGCAGAUCCAGCGUCAGUGUGUGAUCCUGGGUUGAUAAUUGCAAUAUGGCGCCUUUAAAAGACCAAACUCGGAUGCUAGGAGGUGUCACUAGAAUAAAGCUGCUCAUCGUCCUCCCUGAUCCUCCGAAACAAACACAAAGAGACAUCCGUGUUGACGGACGCUGAAGCGACGAGAAGCCGCCUGUCAUCCAGCAUCACAGGGUCGGUGUGGAGCGUCAACAGGUCCCUCCUUCCCAGCAGUGCUCUUACGUCUGUGAUCUCAUUCUUUUGGUCUGUAGAGCCGUUAUCCCGUUCUGAUCCGGAGAUAAAGCCGCCCCCAGGGAACCGUCCGGGAUGUGGAUGAGCUCGUUUGCACGUUUUGCCCUUCCCGCCCUUCAGAGGAGCUCCGGCGUCGCGGCCCGCCGGGUUCUGGGGGCGUGUCGAACUCCGGUACCGCCGCCGUCACGCCUCACUUCAGUGCAGCUCCGCGGGCAGCAGACCCUGGGCUCGGCCUCCCUGUCGGCGGGUCGCCAGCCGGUCAGGCAGGUCCGGGCUCUGGAACAGGAGAGGAUGGUGGAGGUGGAGUGGGAGGACGGCGGCCACAGUCUGUAUCCCUUCACCUGGCUCAGAGACAACUGCCAGUGUCCUCGCUGCACUCUGGAGUCGGCCCAGGCCCGGCUACUCCUCCUGACCGACCUGGACAUCCACAUCGGGGUGGAGGCCGUGGAGCUCACCAACGACAACAAGAUUUCCAUUGUGUGGCCCGACCAGCACAUCAGCCUGUUUGAUGCAGAGUGGCUGAAAAAACGCUGCUUCUCUGCUGCCGCAAGACAAGCCAUGCAAGACGAGCUUUUCCUCAACGAACGGUUCUUGUGGGACUCCUCGCUGCUCAUCCCCACCGCCGACUACCAGCAGGUCCUGGAGGACGACGAGGCGGCUCUGGCCUGGCUUCUGGCUCUGAGGAGGGUCGGCAUCGUCUCCCUGAAGGGGGCGCCGGCUGAGAGGGGCCAGGUGUCCCGGCUGGCCCAGAAGAUCGGGUAUCUCCGGCUGACGUUCUACGGGCACACGUGGCAGGUCCAGGACAAACCCAUGGCCAACAACGUGGCCUACACCUCCGGGAAGCUCAGCCAGCACACCGACUACCCGGCUCUACACUUCGCACCCGGAGUCCAGUUCCUGCACUGCAUCAACCAGGCGGUGGAAGGAGGUGAGAGCGAGGCAGUGGACGGCUUCCACAUGGCCCAGCUGCUGCAGAGAGAAGACCCCGAGGCCUUCAGGACACUCAGCUCGCUGCUCGUCGACUUCACCGACACCGGAGCCGACUACUGCGACUUCAGGCUGCAGAGCAAGAACCACAUCAUCGACGUUGAUGCCGAGGGCCGAGUCGUCAGGAUAAACUACAACAACGCCACCAGAGACUCAGUCCUGGACCUCCCUCUACACCAGGUCCAGCCAUUCUACAGAGCACUCAGGUCCUACGUGGACAUCAUGAACCGACCGGAGAACGUGGUGACCUACAGGAUGGAACCAGGUCAGUGGAACCCUAAAGGCUCCAGCAUAUCUUCAUUUUAUCUUUAGCUUUGUCCGACAAAGUUAAAGUAGAAUGCCU
Messenger RNA from Amphiprion ocellaris (clown anemonefish), 1704 nucleotides. RefSeq names its product butyrobetaine (gamma), 2-oxoglutarate dioxygenase (gamma-butyrobetaine hydroxylase) 1 (gene bbox1). Gene Ontology annotation, biological process: carnitine biosynthetic process. The record is from RefSeq and is a predicted model, not a curated record. NCBI's taxonomy places the organism in Eukaryota, Metazoa, Chordata, Actinopteri, Pomacentridae. Bases 450 to 1673 code for a protein of 407 amino acids. The transcript has 10 exons. Gene Ontology annotation, molecular function: gamma-butyrobetaine dioxygenase activity. Gene Ontology annotation, cellular component: mitochondrion.